CACAAACGAGCCGAGGGCCGGCGACCAAUCGGGAGAAGCGUUGCUUUGUCCGCCGAGCUGCUGGUCUCCUGGCCUGGGAGCCGGCCGCGGAGGACCCCGGACGAAGCGCGUGGGCGCCGGGAGGGCCCCGGACCUACUCGGCCGGGGAAGGCCGCUGAAGCGCGGGCCUCGCAGGGAGGCCGGCGGGGGGCGGCCGCCGUCCGCCUUGGCCUCGGCCUUGGCCUGAACCUCGCCCCCCACCCCCUCAAAACCUCCCCCCCGCCGCGGGCCCGGCGGCCGCGCAUGCGCUCGACGCUCCAUGGAGUCCGGGGGUCCGGCGGCGGAUCCCGAGUCUGGGGAGCACUUUCUCUACUUCGCCUACGGCAGCAACUUGCUGAAGGAGCGGCUGCAGCUGAAGAACCCCUCGGCCGAGUUCUUCUGCGUGGCCAAACUGCAGGGUUUCAAAGUUGACUUUGGAAAUUAUAAGGGUGUAACAAGUACCUCUUGGCACGGAGGUGUAGCUACUAUUGUUGAGAGCCGUGGAGAUGAAGUUUGGGGAGUCGUGUGGAAAAUGCACGUGAAAAAUAUAAGUUCUCUGGAUAAACAAGAAGGAGUUGAAACUGGAACAUAUAUUCCAAUACAAAUUGACGUUUACAGUCAAGAAGGGAAAGCGCUGAACUGCCGAUGUUACCAGAUGAAAGAUUAUGUCCCUGCAGCCCCCUCACCGCAGUAUAAAAAGGUCAUCUGCAAGGGCGCCAGGCAGAAUGGCCUGCCUUCGGAAUAUCAGAGGAAGCUAGAAGAGAUCGAAACAAAUCACUACAAAGGCCCGGUACAAGUCAUUCAAGAAAUCGAAGCCGCCACCAGUGAACCGUUAUAGCAGACAUCCAUCAUGAUUUUGGAACGUGUAUCUAACCCAACUGUUUGCCUCAUAGUUUAUUUUCAUUAUUGUCCCUCUUUGCCACCUUUGCAUUUUUUAUAUUGGAUAAGAUCAAUCCCAGAUUGUCCACGGUAACUUAUUCAGGAGACAUCACUGCAUUAAUAUAUUUAUAACCGUUUUCUGAAAUGCUGCUGCCUAUUGGUAGUUUCUCUUGCUUCUAGGGGAUUUCUUUGGGGAUUGGGCUCAAGGCUAGGCCUUGAGGCAGUGUGAGAUGGUACCCAGUGAAAUCUUGCUUUGGAUGGAAGCCAUGACUAGGUGUGGUCUGACAAGCAGGGGACACAGAGCACAGGAGCUAGCUGCUCUACUUUGUUUAGUCAGGGUGGGGAAACUGGAGAUUGCUUUAGCUAGAUGGACAUUUCGGUAAGAAAGUGAAUGUGAAUGCUCCGUUAGAGGGUACUUGGAUCUUGUACUACCACAGGGAUUCUGCUCUUACACGGGACAGGAAGAAGUAAAAGCUCUUAUCUGAA
Messenger RNA from Dromiciops gliroides (monito del monte), 1383 nucleotides. RefSeq names its product gamma-glutamylcyclotransferase (gene GGCT). Gene Ontology annotation, molecular function: gamma-glutamylcyclotransferase activity. The record is from RefSeq and is a predicted model, not a curated record. Lineage: Eukaryota; Metazoa; Chordata; Mammalia; Microbiotheria; Microbiotheriidae. The coding region runs from base 299 to 856 and encodes 185 amino acids. The transcript is spliced from 4 exons.